Messenger RNA from Drosophila biarmipes, 723 nucleotides. Its product is annotated as general odorant-binding protein 56d-like. NCBI's taxonomy places the organism in Eukaryota, Metazoa, Arthropoda, Insecta, Diptera, Drosophilidae. Bases 338 to 685 code for a protein of 115 amino acids. The transcript is spliced from 3 exons. Gene Ontology annotation, molecular function: odorant binding. The record is from RefSeq and is a predicted model, not a curated record.
CGAUAUGUGCGACACUGGCAACCAUUUGUACAAGUGCUACUGCGAGAACCGCGCUGAAAUCUAAUAUAACAUUUGCGAUCCGUACUUAAAAGAUUCAGGCUUAAACAUUAUUAAGUACUAACACUAAUUCUUCAUAUUAACUUUAUAUGUUCCUAGCUACUACCCUAAUAAUAAACGUUAUCCAUGAUAUUGGUGGUCCACUUGCUGAUCUGGGGGUGGAACUUAAACGAGCAAUUUACGCCAUUUGGGGAUGAUCAAUCACUAAAAGGCCUGUAAAUGAAUUCAUUUAUUGCAAGUUUGCAGUAUCUCACGUCAGUAUAAAAGUACAGCCUGCGAAAUGAGGUUUCUGCUUAUUUCCAUACUUUUAUUUGACAUAGUAGCUUUGACUAUUUCUCAAUCACCAACAAACGCUUCAACGCUCUUUAAAUUUUCGGAGGAUUGUGCAAAGCAACAGAAUGUUUCAAGUCAGCACGCCUACGAAGUUGUUUUUUCAGGGAAUUCCACACCCAUAGAUUACAAAAUCAAGUGCUUUUUACAUUGUGCCAUGGAAGAAUCGAUCGCAUUCAGAAAGUAUUGGAAUUUAACGGCAAAUAAGAUCGACCACGGCUUGUCAAUCAAACAUGAGGAUGAAUGCGAGCAGGGCUUGAAGAAGUUUGAAUGUUACUAUAAAAGAACCGAUAAAUAAUCUUUCAUUAUAAAUAAAGUUUCAAUUUUUAAUAUCAA